Molecule: messenger RNA, 3794 nt
Organism: Linum trigynum
Lineage: Eukaryota; Viridiplantae; Streptophyta; Magnoliopsida; Malpighiales; Linaceae
Source: the annotation of a GenBank genome assembly
AGCCCCCCUUUGCAAUUUUUUCUUUGCACAAAUAUACCCUUCUGCUAUGAAUACUUAACAAACUUAAACUUAUGUUAAAAGAGAGCCAAAACAGGACAAAAUGAUGAGAAAUGUCAAAGCUCAGGUACAAACAAGGCAUUUUCUCACGACCAAGGCGUGAUUGCUGUAUCAAAACCGUGAAGAUUGCAUGGUUCGUAGAGGAAAGACGACAUCUCGUAGGCAUGUGCAAAUGUCACGGUUGGUAGAUUGUGACAUCAACACGAAAAGUGUGAGGUCUGCAGAGUCCCAGGAAGUUGAGGUCAUAUCACGGGCAGUUGCAAAUCCCAUGGCCUCAUCAUGAAGAUUGUUAAAGAAACGGUGCACAUCCAAUCGACCUCAUGGUUUAGUUGCAAAGUUCAUGAUCGUGACGACCAACAGUGAACUGUGCACUUUCUGUCUAUAUAAAGGAGUAUAAAUAAGAAUUCAAGAGAAGAGUUUGAGAGUGAGAAAGUCCAUUUGCUGGGUAGAGAGAGAAAGUGACAAAGCUAGAGAUCUCCAAGCUUUGUAGCUUCCCACCACCAUUGGAAGCUUUAUUUAUCCACCAAGAGCAACCAAGAAGUAAAAUCUUCUUCCUAUGAUGAUUAUCUUCUCCAUUUUGGUUGUAUUUCUUUUCCUAGCUAUGAAGUGUUCUCCAUUUCACUUGGGUGUUGUGGAAACCUAGUUAGUACUUUGUAAUUGAUUGUUUGUGAACCCUAUCCUCGAUUUGCAUCUUGAAUAUUCGUGAUUAUCUAUUGAGUUGGGUAUUAUUCAUGAAAAUUGAUGCUCUCUAUACUACACCUGGUUAGAGGUCGCAUGUGGCCUUUAAUUGGGAUAGCAGUAGUUAGUCGCGAGUCAAGUUUUUGUGGCACCGUUGCUGAGGACUCAUGGCUUAUUAUGAAAAAAGUGAACUAUUGUUAAUCUAGCUUUCAUUCUUCUUGCAAUUGCAUAUGUUUUCCAAGUUUGUGUUUGUUUGAAGUGAGUUUCAGGUGGUACAUGACCCGGAGUAACUCAGAGCACGUGGAGCCACUAGAUGGCAACAUCAAUCAAACUCUCUGACAUCUUGCACGAGAGAGGGAGUUAAGGGAAGCUAGGGAGAGACUAGUGAUUCGCGCUCAACCUAGAGAAGGGGAGUUUGAAGAAGAAAAGGAAGGGGAAUCUGAAGAGGAGAUUGUAGCUGAAAACAUGCCCAACAACCCAGCGCAACAAGGUGAUUGAGGUGAGAACCAUGGGAUGUUACAUGUCCCCACGAGUGGAGGAUAUUCAAUUGAGCAGACAUCCACCAGGGGCGGCAAACAAAUUUGAGAUCAAAAUUAACCUCAUCUCCCAGAUCCAAAGUAAUAUCCAAUUCCAUUUCCUCGACAACGAGUAACCAAGAUAGCACAUCAAUCGGUUCUAUUAGUUAAGUGACGGCAUCAAGAUGAAUAGUGUGGCCCAAGAAGCCCUUAGAUUGAGACUCUUUCCUUACUGUCUAAGUGGUAAACCUCAAAGUUGGCUCAACAAUUAACCUCCUCUAUUACCUCUUGGGAAGAUUUUGUCUAAAAGUUCAUGGUAAGGUAUUUCCCGCCAUCCAAGACCACCGAGAUUCGAAGGCAAAUCACAUUAUUUGCUCAAGAUGAAGAUGAGACCUUAAGGGAUGCAUGUGAACAUUACAUCGAUUACUCAUCCAAUGCCCUCGCCAUGGAUUUGAUGAGGACUUCCAGGUUGGAAACGGUCUUUUCUAAGAAGACAGGAUGCUCAUCGGCUCAUUGUGCCAACCUAACAUGCUCAACAAGAUGCCUCAACAAAUGACCACACUCUUAGAAGAAAUAAACGGCCAAUGGAUAUGAGACAAGGGUGUCCAUGUACCUUGCUUAAUGCGAAGACGAUUGAUGGUUUAAUCAAGAUGCUAGCAAAAGAUAGUAAUUGAGGGAAGAAUCAUGUGAUGGUUUGUGAAUGGUGCUCGAGUCCCAACCAUGUGUUGGAGGAAUUUGAAAUCAUGAUGGAAGCCACCAACCCGAGGAGCAAGUAAAAGUAAUCUCAAAUGGUAUGGGAAACAACAACAGUCCCUAUAGCAACACUUACAACUCAAGGUGGCACAACCAUCCAAAUUUAUCAUGGGGAUCACCAACAAACCCAAGGCCACCGGGCUUCCAAGGACCUACAUGUGGAUAUCAACCACGACUCCCAUUUCCACAACAAAGGACACAAUUUCAAGCUCCAUAUUUCCAAUCUCAACAAUAUCAACCACAAGGAGGACAAGGGUAUUAACAUCAACAACAAUCCGAAAAGCUAACCAAGUUUGAAAACCUUAUCACUACCUUCAAGUUUGAGCUCUCAAAACUUUGAGAAGAUUUAGAAGUUCAUGGAGGUUUCUACAAGCAAAUUUUCAUCGGUCAAAGUGGGUAUAAGGAGUCAUCAAGCUAGUCUCCAAGGCUUGGAGAUUCAAAUCGCCAAUCUCAUUGAGGCCCUAACCGAGAGAUCUUAAGGAGCUCUCCCGUCUCAAACUAUAGCAAACCCAAGGACCAAAGGGCGAAGUUGCACUCUAUCUUGCGGGAAAGAUAAUAAAAGGGAAGCACCAAAUAAAGUUGUAAAAUAAGAACUCCCUCCACAGACACCUCAGCAAGAAUCUAAGGAGGAAGAUGCUUAGAAGGUAAAGCAGACACCACCACCCGUAGUUGAGUACAAUUCCUUUCCCUACAUGAAUGCAUAAAUACUAGUUGGAGGCAGAAUAUUCAAAGUUCAUGGAGAUGCUUAAAAAGCUCCAUGUGUGUGUUCCACUCGUGGAAUCUUUGGAUCUAAUACAAAAAAAAAAUCCAAGCUCCUCAAAGAGCUACUCACAAAGAAAAGGAAGUUUGAAGACCUCGAAUCAAUCACAUUGAGAGAGGAGUGGUCCACCAUCAUCCAAAACAAACACACCCAGAAGUAACAUGAUCCAGGGAGUUUUACUAUUCCCUUAAGCAUUGGUGCAUUUCAUGUGGAAAAACCGUUGGCGGAUUUAGGUGAAAUCAUCAAUGUAAUGCGUUACAAGCUUUUUCAUAAAUUAGGCCUAGGUGAACCUAAGUUGACUUAGUUGAGUGUUACAUUAUUCGAUUGGCUCUUUCUAACUACAAAUUCCCAAUCGAAGGGCAAGUAUAGCAUAUGGUAAGCAAGUAAUAAAAUUAUGAAAUCACAAGUCUCUAGAUAGUCCUUACUUUGGCUUAAGUUUCAUUAUCUAGCUUACCAAGAAUAGUGAUUGAGACUAAACUAACUACACUAAUCUAACCACUACCCUCGUUAAUUACAAGUUUGGGAGCUCUCUUAGGCUCGAAUCCCCCUAGCUCCUCAAAUGGAUCGAUUUUUUAGUACGAUCCUAGAUUGAUUGACUUGAUAUUUUUUUCGUGGAGAAUACUACAGUAUAUUGGACCCUCUAUUCGAGUGCAUCCACCCCGCUCAAUUACGCUACUUGGAGUGUACCGAACAACCAACAAAGGAAUUUGAUUUGUUCACCACAAAUUCUCACAAAUGGGAAAUACCCACAUGUCUCUACUCAAUACGACACUAUAGACCUUAUUGAAGAUUCUCUAUUCAACCUAAGGGGAUGUUCUCCCUCCUAGGUCAAUAGAUCAAUUGCCAUGAAGAGGUAUCAAGACUCAUGCAAUUCAACACACACAUCAAUCAAAUAGAUAAUAAGAGUUCAAAAACAUAGAAUAUGCCACAUACAUCAACAAUCAAACCAACAUCUAGACCUAGGGUUCAUCAACCUAAGAGAAGGAAAGAUUCAUGGAGAAGAGGAUAGAGAAUACAUUAUAAGCUUAGAA